Lathyrus sativus (Indian pea) is the source of this 267-nucleotide messenger RNA. NCBI's taxonomy places the organism in Eukaryota, Viridiplantae, Streptophyta, Magnoliopsida, Fabales, Fabaceae. The record is from the annotation of a GenBank genome assembly.
AUGGCUUCCGCGUUCUGUAAAUCAGCGUCGAGAGUAGCCUCCAGCUCCUUCGCUAAUCGCUCUAGAACCUUCGCUCAGAAACCUUCGAUUCCGCUUCUUUUUUCUUCGCAAGUUCCUCGUGUUUCAAGGAUUUUAUCGGUUGUUGGAAGUGUUGAAUCAUUGAUGCCUCUUCAUAGUGCCAUUGCUGAUGCUAGACUCACUUCUAAUAUUGCAUCUGAUUCCACUUGCUGGAGCUGGCUUUCUCAAGGACUUGAAAAAACAUUGUGA